AAAAUUCAAUAUUUGUAUUUCCUUGUCGCUCCAACGUUUAAUGCAAAUUACUUAAUUUGUAAAGAAAUGGAACCACUUUCACUACAUCUUCUAUGCGUUGUUGAGGUAACAUCUGGAUGGCAGGAUGUCAAUAUUGUAAAAUUGCUCGACUGGACGUGUGAGAUACUUCUAUGAAAAAAUGCGAAAGUAAUUUCUAGUAAUUAUAGUUUUUCAUCUUGGUAAAAAGUGGUUGUAAUAUUCAUGUACCUAGUUCUUACAGCUUCCUUGAGACGAUAGGUACCUAGGUACUUGUAAAUAGAGGUACUGCACUACGAUUCCUACCAGUAACGGUCCAGAUACGUUCCGAUCGGUUAAUUUAUUCAUAAGCAAAUGUUGCUCGCGUGGAAAAUGGAGUGGAGAUCGAAUAGGCAUGUAGCAGUAGUUUUAGUACCGGAAUAGAAAUGGCAGUCGCGCAUUCCUGGUUUCAAAGCUGGCAACCACCAACAGGGCUCAUAACCGACACUCGACACAUACACACCAUUCACCCCCAACCACAUGGUAAUCGUCAACGCGCGAAUUACCACCAUGGUUCUUCUCCCAACAUUAUAGGAUUCCUUCCAUACCUAGCGUCGCUUGGUGUAAUGUCACCAGGCUUAAAAGACGAUUCGCACGUAAAUUACAAGGCGCCGACAGAACCAAACCUCCUGGAAUCAACAGGACCUCUAAAGACCCGCUACCUAUGGAAACAGGUCGAUUUCGCCUAUCCAUCUGAGGAAGACAGGCAGAAUGCGAUUGAAAGUGGCGAAUUUGUACAAAAAAAUAAUCUCCCGCUAGGUAUUGAGAUUGAUAAGGAUCGAAUAUUUGUAUCGUUUCCGAAAUGGAAAGAUGGAACGCCGUGCACCCUCGCCACAAUACCAAAAUCCUCGAACGAAAUAUCGCCCCCAUUUGAACCGUACCCGAACUGGGAUUGGCACAACAAAGGCACGUGCGAGGGGUUGGUCUCAGUCUACCGGAUGCAAAUUGAUCAAUGCAAUCGUCUGUGGGUUUUGGACUCGGGCCAGAUUAACGUGAUCGUUAAGCCGGAGCAGGCGUGCCGUCCCAAGAUUGUGAUUUUCGAUCUGGCGACCGACAAUCUGAUUUUGCGCUACGAACUGCCGGACGAGUUCAUUAAGCAGGACGGUCUCUUCUCCAAUCUCGCGGUUGACAUUCAAAAGAAUCGGUGCGAUGACGCCUACGCGUACGCCGUCGACGUCUGGCGGUACGGUCUGGUCGUGUUCAGCUUGAAAGAGCGGAGAAGUUGGCGUCUGACGGAUCACCUCUUCUAUCCGGAUCCUCUAGCGGCCGCCUACGAGUUGCACGGGCUGAAAUUCGAGUGGACCGAUGGAAUUUUUUCUUUGGCGCUCAGCCCCGAUCUGUUCGACAAGGAAGACCGUCUGCUCUAUUUUCAUCCAUUGUCGAGCUUUCGAGAGUUUUAUGUUAAAACAUCGUCGAUUAAGAACGAAACCGAGUUCAACACCUUAAAACGGCAGGUGAGGACAAUCGGAGAGAGUCGAGGGAAGGAUGGCCAUGCUUCAUCUUCUGUCAUAGAUAGGAAUGGGGUUAUGUUAUUCAGUUUGGUGAGUAAGGACUCUAUCGCAUGUUGGGACUUGAGGAAGCCUUACCGACGGAGGAAUUUAGCAACCGUUGCUAAGAGCAAUAUUACCUUGGUAUUCCCAAAUGAUUUGAAGCUUGAUAAGGAGCAUAAGCAAAGCGUGUGGGUACUCUCUAAUCGUUUGCCAUUCUUUUUGUAUAGUAAUUUAGGUGAAAAUGAUUAUAACUUUAGGAUAAUGUCAGCGUUGGUCAAUGAGGCGAUAAGGGACACUAUUUGUGACCCCAGUGUUGUUUAUGAAGAUACCUAUAGCUCAGACCGUGAUCAUUCCAACUGUUACUAAGCGUUCAGGCAAGGUUGUCUGUGUAUGUGCGGUCAACCAAUUGUACAUAUGUAUGUAAUUAUAUUAUUUAACUGUGCAAUAAAAAUUGAAAUCGCAAUAUA
Molecule: messenger RNA, 2011 nt
Organism: Photinus pyralis (common eastern firefly)
Lineage: Eukaryota; Metazoa; Arthropoda; Insecta; Coleoptera; Lampyridae
Product: protein yellow-like
Exons: 4
Coding region: 441-1910 (489 amino acids)
Cellular component (GO): extracellular region
Source: RefSeq, a predicted model, not a curated record